GUUCGUUUACUAAAGUUUGACGGCCUUAAAAAAGAUUCUCCCUUCCCUUUAGUAUAAAAAGUUUCAAAUCUCCCUUUCAAGUCUUUCAUCAACGCGUCCACCUCAAAAAUUUGUGAACUCUAGCUCCUACAAAAUUCAUAUGUGAUUUUCUUUCUUUUCUUGGUCACUGCAUUCCACUUUCAGAUCAAGCUCCCUUCUCCUGGCAAAUCCCGGGUUUGUUCGGUUCUUGUUCUUUUGGAUCAUCUUCUUCUGUUACAUCGUUUCACACAUUACAGGGGAAAGGUUGCCCAUAUCGGUGAAAAGGUGGGAUCCAGAAGAAGAAGAUGUGGUGUCUCUCUUGCUUCAAACCCUCCACUUCUGAGGAUCCUUUUGAAGCAGAGACUAAUCUUGCCUUAGAAGUCUCACGGGAAGAAGCUGACACUCAAGAAGCUCAACUGCUUGCUUCCGCCCUUCAAGAAUCUUCUCGUCUCCAUCAACAGCUAGAGGAUGAGCAAAAAAGGCGUACCAGAGAGUUAGAAAAGGAAACGCAGCCUGCUAAGAUUGUUGUUGAUACUCCUAAGGAUAAAGGCAAAAGCAAACAGUUUGAAGAACAAGUGAAGAAGGACGAACAGGUAGCGCAAGAUCUUCAAAACCGCUUAAACAAGAUGGCAUUUGAGGAAAGUCCAGCGCUCCAUAAUAACGGCAAAGAUGAGCAGUUUGCUAAAACCUCUAAGAGAUCAAAGGAAAGACGCAAAAGCAAACAAUUUGAAGGUGAACAAGUGAAGAAGGAUGAACAGGUAGCGCAAGAUCUUCAAAACCUCUACACUGAGAUAUCAUACAAGGAAAACACAGGGCUGGAGGAUAACUCUGUGCUAGACAAUGAAGAUGAGCAGUAUGCUAAGAACUUUGGGAAGAGUUUAAAAGUGAAAGGUAAAGAAAGGAUACUUGAAGAUGAACAAGUGAAGAAGGAUGAAGAACUUGCUGCCAGAGUUCAUGAGAGUCUAAACAUGCAUGUGAAGAAGGAUGAAGAACUUGCUUCUAGAUCGUCAUUGGAUGAAGAUGUACAGCGGACAAUUUGGGAGAGUUUAAAAAAGGGCAAGGGUAAAAUAAAGGACGAGGUGGAAGAAAAUGGAAAUCUUCCAAAGAUAAAUCCUCCUCCUCCUCCUAGCAUGUGUGGUGGUUGCAACUUUGAGAUUGAACAUGGAAGAUCUGUGGUGGAUGUCUUGGGUGUUCUUUGGCAUCUUGAGUGUCUCUGGUGUGAUGCUUGCCACAAUUCAAUAGCUGUCCACGAGGUUGAAACCCAUGUUUCAAACUCAAGAGGAAAGUUUCACAAGGCCUGCUAUGAACGAUACUGCUAUGUCUGCGAAGAGAGGAAGAUGAAACAAUACAAUCAUCAUCCUUUCUGGGAGGAGAGGUACUGCCCUGCUCAUGAUUCUGAUGGCACUCCUAAAUGUUGCAGUUGCGAGAGGCUAGAGCCUAAGGAAAGGAACUAUGUAAAGCUGGGUGAUGGUCGGUGGCUAUGUCUGGAAUGUAUGGAAUCUGCGUUUAUGGAUACUUAUGAAGUCCAGCCUCUGCAGUUUGAAAUCCGUGAAUUCUUUGAAGGCUUAAACAUGAAAAUUGAGAAAGAGUUUCCUUUUCUGUUGGUGGACAAACAAGCAUUAAAUAAAGCUGAGGAGGAAGAAAAGAUUGACUACCAGUAUGAGGUGGUAACCAGAGGUAUUUGUCUGUCUGAAGCACAGACUGUCACAAGUGUAUCAAAAAGGCCAAGGAUAGGGCCGCAGAACCAGCUAAUUGGCAUGGUUACAGAGUCUCAAAGGGUUGUAAGUGACUGCGAGGUCACUGCGAUUCUCAUCCUAUAUGGACUACCUAGGUUAAUGACAGGAUAUAUAUUGGCUCACGAGAUGAUGCAUGCUUAUCUAAGACUCAAUGGAUAUAGGAAUCUGAACAACGUAAUAGAAGAAGGAAUAUGCCAAGUGCUAGGACACAUGUGGUUGGAGUCUCAGACAUACGCCCCUAUUAAUGAUGCAACUGAAGCAGUAGCUUCAUCAUCAUCAUCAUCCCACACUCCAGCUGGAGCUGCUACUGCAUCGAAGAAAGGUGCAUGCUCUGCUUUUGAGAAGAAGCUGGUGGAGUUUUGCAAGAAUCAGAUAGAAACAGAUGACUCCCGGGUCUACGGUGUGGGGUUCAGAGAGGUUAACGAGAUGGUGAGCAAUUCCAGCCUUCAGGAAACGCUCAAAGAGAUUGUUCGCCAUCGGGGUUGAAGACGAUCUCGAGUUUUGAAUCACCCGAAUACGACACGUUACGUUGACACAUACAUUACCAGAGUCCUACAAAGAUAUACAGACUCACGCUUUCAAACCAUUACCAAGUACCCCUUUUUACUAUCUGGCUGUGUUAUUUUCUGAGAUUGUGCUUGAUGGCUAUGUCUGUGUGUAAACUUUCUUUUUUUCCCGCAAAAUUUGAACCUUUCGAGGAUUUUGCGUUAAUCGGUAGUAUCUUCGUCAGAUUUAAAUUCUCGCUGGAGAUCAGUUCCCCUUUUGAAACUAAAGAAAUUGCUUUCUCAAGUCUUUUUUUUUU
Molecule: messenger RNA, 2556 nt
Organism: Eruca vesicaria subsp. sativa (arugula)
Lineage: Eukaryota; Viridiplantae; Streptophyta; Magnoliopsida; Brassicales; Brassicaceae
Source: the annotation of a GenBank genome assembly